Messenger RNA from Nanorana parkeri, 5828 nucleotides. It is a transcript of the gene ZNF142, whose product is annotated as zinc finger protein 142. Gene Ontology annotation, cellular component: nucleus. The transcript is spliced from 8 exons. The record is from RefSeq and is a predicted model, not a curated record. Bases 50 to 5827 code for a protein of 1925 amino acids. Lineage: Eukaryota; Metazoa; Chordata; Amphibia; Anura; Dicroglossidae. Gene Ontology annotation, biological process: regulation of gene expression.
AGAGAAACUUGAACGAAGAUCCUAGUGGGGCAUGCGGCCACCGUAGCACAUGGAAAUGUCUGUAGAAGACCUUCAGGGGUCAUGUGACUGGACUGUGAAGUCAUGUGAGCAGCUGCUGCUCCAGUCAUCAGCCGGGGCCGUGUACCACAUGGAGAAUUCGGCUGAGGACAACGCUGGUGGAGGGGGAGGAUCUAACGACCUCCAUUUUCCAGCAGAAGAGACCUUACAUAUGACUGAUGUCUCCCUGUCUGGCCCUGGACAGGCCAUGUUUGAAACUUCUGAAGUGGAAAGUGUUACAGAGACUAGUAAAUCUGCUGCCAUCUUGGCUGAAGCCACCUUGUUGUCUCAGGACUUCUCUCAGCUUGCAGAGUCGGGUAUGCCGGAACUUCACGGUCACGCUCAAAGCAAUUCAGACGUGAUCUUAGCAGACCAAAUAUCCAUCAGGCUUGACGAUGGCUCCUGUCAAGGGAAAAAGGACAGCCUCUCAUGUCCCAUUUGUCAAAAUCAAUUCACGUCACCCAGUGAACUAAAGGAACAUUUUAAAAGUCACCCCCCAGCACCCCAGGACUUCAGAUGCUGGCAGAGGGGCUGCUCGUUCACCGCUCAGGACCUCAAAAGGUUCCAGUCUCAUCUAAGGAGGGAACAUAAAGUGACUGCAGUGACUUGUUCUCAUCGCAGCUGCCGCCUGAUUUUCCCCAACCGGGAGGAGAUGUCCCGACACUUUCGUAACCAUUUUCCUUUCCAUUGUGUUCACUGUGACUUUGUCAGCUCCAACACCAAGCUGUUCUCCCAGCAUCAGAAGGGCCAUUGUAGAGACGCGCAGUCAUCACCAAACUUUGACUCCAUACAGUCACCCCCAAUCAAAGGUCGUACAGCAGAAGCAGCAACGGAUAUGCUGAGCAACAGUUCACUGCAGUGUAAUAAACGAGCUGAUGUUGGUACCACACUGGCCAUCAAACGUAAGAAGCGUGGAAGGAUAGAAAAGGCAGACCCCGAGAGCAGCAGUGAGGAGGAAAAUGAAUGUGAUUCUAUCGGCAAGAAAACAGCAAGAACACGGAGCUCCCAUACCGACAAAAAGAGAGCGACAGGAGAUGUAGAGAAUGGUGAAGAGCACUUGUUUAAGACCCACAUGUGCCCCGAAUGUAAGCGCUGCUUUAAGAAGAGGACUCACCUGGCUGACCACCUCCACCUGCACUUCCCUGACCCGAACCUGCAAUGCCCAAACUGCAGUAAAUUCUUCACCAGCCGCAGUAAGCUGAAGAUCCACAUGAUGAGAGAGUCGGGCGAAAAGGCCCAUCGCUGCACAUUGUGCGACUACAGCUCUGUGGAAAAGAACGCUCUCAAUCGUCACAUGGCAAGCAUUCACGAGGGGGUGUCUAACUUUUAUACGGACACCUACUCCUGUCCAGUGUGCCAGGAGACGUUUAAACUGAGCCAGGCUCUGAAGGAUCACAUGAAAGGACACAAACCCGAGCAGACGUUGCUGUUUUGCUUUGACCCCGGAUGCGAUCAGGCCGUGUCCGACCGCAAAGAGUUUCUGCGGCAUGUGAAGGAGUCUCAUGGCAUCCAUGCUGUAGAAUGCAGGUACCAUGCUUGCUCCAUGCUCUUCAAGUCCCGUGAGGAGAUGGAGGAGCAUCGCAAGAACCAUUAUGCCUUUCACUGCCAAGAUUGCGACUUUGUCUGUUCCAACAAACACACCUUCCGCAAGCACAAGAAACGCGGGCACCCGGGCAAGGAAGAGCUGGUGUGUCGCUUCUGUCCUUAUAAGAGUUUUAACCCGGUGGAAUAUGCUGACCACGUGGGCAAGAUGCAUGCCAAUGAGAAGAUUCAUCGCUGUGGAGAAUGUGAUUUUGCUACUGCCCACAAGAGGGUACUGAUACGACACAAGUUAUUACACACAGGAGAGAAGCCUCACAAAUGCAGCCAGUGCGACUUCAUGUGUCGGGACUUGAGCUACCUAUCUAAACACAUGCUGACGCAUUCCACGAACAAGAACUACAUGUGUACGGAAUGCGGAUACAUCACCAAGUGGAAACAUUACCUGAAUGUACACAUGCGGAAACACAGCGGAGAUCUCAGGUAUCAUUGCAGUCAGUGUUCGUAUCGCUGCCACCGUGCCGACCAGCUGAGCAGCCACAAGCUCCGACACCAGGGGAAGACUCUGAUCUGUGAAAUCUGCGGGUUUGGAUGCAAGCGCAAGAGUGAGCUCCAGAAACACAUGCAGGUCAAACAUUCCCAGAGCACUCAAAUACCCAUCUACCAGUGCCAGCACUGCAACUACCAGACGAGGUACAAGCAAACGUUGCGUAACCAUGAGAACGGCAAGCACACCAAGCACCGCGAGUUCCGCUGCGCUCUCUGCCCCUUCCGCACGUUCAGCAACACAAGCCUGUUUUUUCACAAACGCAAAUCGCAUGGGUACGUACCCGGUGAUAAAGCGUGGUUGGAGAGGUACGCUAGCAAGCAGCAAGAGAUCAACAACGCCGACCUGCUAUUUCCAUACAAAACUGAAGCGUCGGAGACUCUUACCAACCAACAACCUUCCUCUGGUGAUCAACAAGCUCAGGAACAUAACUGUGAGGAACUAGAUAGCAACAUUGAGGAAAAUAUGGAUUCUGAGGCAGCUCAGUGCCUGCAGGUAGAAGGUCUUACUGAGCCAUCCGGAGAUGCUAACAUGUCAGUAGCAGAGGAAUCUUUAUUGGCAGAUAUUACUCUAGAACCCGUUGAAACUUGCAGCAUAGAAAUGGAAGACUUCCCAGUACAACUGGAACUAGCCACAUCCAACGAGCUCAUGAUCAAAGAGCCUGCUGUGGAAACCUUAGUUACCUGUGAAGACCCUCUUCCAGAACAAACAGAAAUCCUGUGCUUCUCGGAGACCUUGACCGUUGACGACCAUAUGACCUGUGGGCAGGAUUUCGAAGAAGAAGCUGAACCUCAGGCUGAAGAUCAACACAAGCUUGAGAACGAAGUGUGUGUAACCACUGUCCACUAUAGCCCUGAGCCAGUCUUGUGUGAAAUUAGUGACCAAUGUGAAGAGCUUCCUGACCACGUGAAUGGCAAUCUCGAAAUCCAGCCUGGAGACAUCUCGGUUGAAGUACAGGAGUCCUGGGCCGAUGUCGUAAAGGGCGGAGUACAGCUGACCAUUGUAUGCGAAUCGAGCGGACUUAGCGAGAGCAACCUUCAGGUGGUGGAACCUCCUGCUGUCUGUCCGGACGAAAGCUAUGAUAAUAGCAGACCGGAGUCUAUACUGAAAGCCUUAAGAAAACAGGACAAAGAGCAAGCAGAGACGCUCGUCCUGGAGGGAAGAGUCCAAAUGUUGGUAGUGCAAUCCAAAAGUCAGGUUUACCGAUGCGAAAAGUGUUCUUACAUCACCAAGAAAAAGGCGUGCAUUGUCCAGCACUCCAAGAAUGGUUGCAGCUUGCGCAAAUCUGCUUUGAUGUGCCAGGAUUGCGGAGCUAGCUUUAAACAACAAAGAGGGCUCAAUACUCAUGUUCUUAAGAAGUGUCCAGUAGCAUUAAAGAAGAAAAGAGCUGGAGGUAAGGCAACUACAUCAUUGAAGACAAUGGGUCAGAGUGCGAACCUCCAUCCGGUUGAUGAUUACAUGAAUGUUGUGUCUUCUGAGGAAGUUAUUCCUCAAGAGUCCAGCUUGCCUGAAGACUGUUUAAAAGCCUCAGGACAGUUAUCUGCAUGUCAGGAGCUGGUGCAAGAUCAUAUCAAAGAAAGUCUUCCAGAUAGAACAGAAAGUAAUGAGCACAAUGCCAGUGAGCUCCCCUCAGAGACUCUAAGGGACCAGAGAAAUGCUUUUUCUGUGCUAGAGGAAAAGGAAAAAUACCGCUUUGAAAAUGGAAAGUUCAGAUGCUUAUUUUGCUCUUAUUCCUGCUCCAGGGAAUGUACUAUUAACUGCCACGUGACCGAGAACUGCCGGGAGGUCAAAAGGAUAUCCUGCACCCUCUGCGGAGCUGUUCUACGCUCAGAAACGGCAUUAAAAAAGCAUAAUUGCACAAAGCAUAAAAGCCUAAACAGCAAUCGGAAUAAAGAAUAUGAAUGUGGAAGUUCUGGAGGAGAGGGCGGUCCAAAUACAGAGGAAGAUCGAGAACUGAAUGACAGCGUAGAUUCUUGCAAAGCUGCAAUUGAAUCUACAGGCACCUGCAAACUUUCGUGUCCCACCUGCCCCUUUACAUGUACCCAGGAGCGGGCCAUGAGAACACACAAAAAAAAAGGUUGUUUAAAACCAGGGGAGCUCCAGUGCCCGCUCUGCUCGUUUCGGUGCAUGUCGGUGGCGGCGCUUAAACGGCACCGAGACCUUCACCAGAAGUAUUCUCAAAGCAGAACGCAUCUGCAAUGCAAGCUGUGCGACUUCACUUGUAAGCAGCCACGAUGCUUGAAGCAGCACGUGCGGAUCCGCCACGAAGGUGUUAAACCUCACCGUUGUAAAUACUGCGACUUUAGCACCACUCGGCGCUACCGCCUGGAAGCUCACGAGUCCCUUCAUACUGGGGUUGGCCGGAUUUCCUGCAAUGUCUGCAAUCGAACCUUCGGCACGAAUUCUAAACUGCGGCUGCACCAGCGAAGAGUCCACGAGAAGAAACCCACGCACUUUUGCAACCUGUGCGAUUACAGCGGCUACAGUCAGAACGAUAUUGCUCGGCACUUGAGCAGCUGCCACAGCGGCGAACUGGUUUUCCCGUGCAAGGUGUGUCAAGCGAGUUUUAGCUCUGAGGCGGCGCUGAAGCAGCACAGCCUGCGGAAGCACCAGGAGAAGGAGACAUACGAAUGUUCGCAGUGUCUGUUCUCCUGCCACAGCCAGGCCACGCUCCGAUGUCAUGUUCAGAAGCAACACCUACAGCUGGAGUGUGCCAUCUGCAAGGAGACUUUCUCUCGCCGGCAGGACCUGGAGGAACACCGCAAAUCUCACUUUUCUCACCACUGCCAGCAGUGCCAGUUCGCGGCGAAAGACCGGCAGCAGCUGGUAAACCAUUAUGCGGAGGUGCACGAGUCCUCUGCGCUGCCUGGUGCAGAGGCGGAGGAAGAUCCCCUGCACUGCCCUUUCUGCUCCUUUUCUUGCCGUCAUCAGUUGGUGUAUGACCACCAUGUCAAGGGCCAUGGGGCCACGCGGGUCUACAAGUGUUCAGACUGCAAGUACAGCACCAGGAAUAAGCAGAAGAUCACCUGGCACAGCCGAAUUCAUACCGGCGAAAAGCCUUACAAAUGUCACCUCUGCACCUACGCCUGUGGCGACCCUUCACGUCUUAAGUAUCAUAUGCGCAUACACAAGGACGAAAAGAACUACCUUUGUCCCGAGUGCGGAUACAAGUGCAAGUGGGUGAACCAGCUGAAGUAUCACAUGACCAAACACACAGGUUUGAAGCCAUACCAGUGCGAAGAGUGCAGCUACUGCACCAACAGAGCCGACGCGCUGCGCGUCCACCGGGAGACCCGUCACCGCGACGUCCGCUCCUUCAUCUGCGAGCAGUGCGGCAAGGCAUUUAAAACUCGCUUCUUGCUGAAAACGCACCUCAAGAAGCACAGCGAGGACAAGCCGUACGUCUGCAACGUGUGCCAGCGCGGCUUCCGCUGGCCGGCAGGCCUGCGCCACCACUACCUCACCCACACCAACCAGCAGCCUUUCUUCUGCCAGCACUGCUCAUACCGGGCCAAGCAGAAGUUCCAAGUGGUGAAGCACAUACAGCGGCACCACCCCAACCAUCUGGACGUGGAGAAGGGGGUGGGGAAGGAGCCCUACCUGUUCUCCAUACAGGGACAUGACUCCGUGUUUCAGCAGACGCCGGAGUGCCAGGUGGACGUUCUAUCCGGAGAAGCACUUUAGU